Dreissena polymorpha is the source of this 5927-nucleotide messenger RNA. Its product is annotated as ninein-like protein. Gene Ontology annotation, biological process: microtubule anchoring at centrosome. The transcript is spliced from 33 exons. Lineage: Eukaryota; Metazoa; Mollusca; Bivalvia; Myida; Dreissenidae. The record is from RefSeq and is a predicted model, not a curated record. Gene Ontology annotation, cellular component: centrosome. Bases 168 to 5015 code for a protein of 1615 amino acids. Gene Ontology annotation, molecular function: calcium ion binding.
UAAACAAUAUUGAGAAGCAGUCUGACGCGGGAUCGAAUGUCAACAACAUGUCGAAACUAUAAAUUACUUCAAAAUAUUGCGGAAAUUAUGAAUAAAAUCUCAAUUAUUCUGUUGCUUCCAACCAAUGAAAAAAAGUUCCAAAAGUUAACGAAAUAUUUCAGAGCAAAAUGUCAGACUCGAGGCUUUCUGAAUCCGCUGAGCAUGACAUGUACCUGGCUCAACUGAAAGAAGUGUUUGACUCCUGUGAUCAGACUGGUUCUGGUAGCCUCAGUCGAACAGAACUGUUUCUUCUGUGCGAGAAGUUACAACUAGAGGAACAGUCUGAGUUCUUUGUGAAUGAGCUUCUGAAAGACACAGAGGAGGUCUCAUUUGAGGACUUUCAGACCUCAUUUGUCAACAUCCUCUGCCAAACUUAUGCCACAAAGGCCACAUCAUCAGACGAAGAGGAGGAUGAGGAUGAAGAAGAUGAGGAAAAAAGGGAUGAGGAGGCAUUAUCAGAGUCCAAUGCCGAGGGGGAAAGUGAUGUAGAUUGUGAGCAAACAGAACAUGAAGACCCUGGCUUAGGAGUGAAGAGAGAGAAGAGCCCAUUGUACAAGUUGGGGGAGAAGCACUAUGGUCGCCUGUCCAUGCCAGCAACGGUUUCAGAUGGCGACGAAGACAUGACAACUCUUGAUGAGGAAGACAUAGAGGUGGCCUCCUCCACUAUGUCCCUAAAACAUUCCCUUGUGGUUGAUGAGGCCUCUGACACAGAUGAGGACAGCCAUGAAUCACAGAAAAAGCGACAAAGACGGGACCCACAAGAUGCUGCUGAAACAUUUGAGGCAGAAGGUCAGCUGAAUGUGAUGAUGGCUGAGCAGGGCUCCCUAACAGAAGAGGAGAACUAUCUGCGUGACAUCUGGACCAAUCUGGGCGUUGGCAAGCACGGCUAUAUCGACAUUGAUGAGCUUGCAAGAGUGUGCAACCAUAUCGGCAUGGAAGAAAUGGACACAGUGCAACUUCAGCAGCUGUUCGACAAGCUAGACGCAGACGGUGACGGUAGAGUCUCCUUCAAAGAAUUCCAGGAAGAGCUCUUCCAGCAUAACACCCCAUCCUCCAAUCAUACCCCACCCACCAACACCUCCCAGUUGCCCCCAAGGUCAAAGGGAACAACCCCUACACGGUCGACCUCCGCUCAAAAGAAGCUUAAGUUUCCAGGGAGCGAGGAAAGAUUGACACCUUCGAGCGUGCUUGGAACCGGAAAAACUGGUCUCUUUUCGGAGAUUGACCCAGAGAGAACUGGUUUUGCCAAGCCAGAAGACAUAACAGAUUGGUGGGAGAAGAACAAUGUCUCCAGCCCUGCAGACGUACUUGUGGAAUUGGGUUUUGAUCUGGAGAACAAGGUGAACUUGAGUGAGCUGACUGCAGCCCUGGAGCAGGAGCUGUUGAAUGUGGAGGACCAGUCUGCUGUCUACCAGGCAGCCACGGCGUCCUACCAGCAGGAGAUGAGGCAUCUCAAGUCCUCCCUGGAGCAGGCAGUGUGGGCCAAGGAGAAGUUGAAGCUGGAUCUGUCUGAGGCCAAUGCUCGCAAUGCACUGCUUGCCAAGGAAGUGGAUGAGAGACAUGCCAACAUGGAAAAGUCCACACAGGAGCAGCUCUUGUCAAUAGAGCAGAAGUACUCGGACCAGGUGAAGGCCCUACAGUCCGACCUGGAUAGGGAGAGGGAAAGCAUGGCCCAGCUGUCUGUGAGAUACAAGCAGGGGCUGGAGAGAGAGAUGGCAGACCUUAAACACGAGGAGGCCAGACUCAGGGAUCAGCUCUCACAGGCACAAAAGGAGAUUGAGCGACAAGGUCAUGACCUUGAUGAGGUCACAGGUCAGCUGGAGGAAUCAGAGAGGCAGUGUCAGAGGUUACAGAGAGAGGUGGAGGGAGUGCAGGAACUUCAUAUGAAGCUAGCUGACUACGAGAGCAAGGCCGUGAUAUCUCCGGAGGAGCAGCAGUUCACACGAGAGAAACUGCAGAGGCUGGAACUAGAGAACAAGGAUCUGAAGGACCACAAUGAUGAGCUGACAGCUGAGCUGGAGACCCUCAAGCUCCAGUCCCCUGGGUCAGCUGGGGGGCGGGGGGAGGGAGGGGCUGACACCACGGGAACACCCAUCAGGAAGGAUGGCUCUCUCAUGUCCCACUAUAUCAAACCUACCGUAGUGAAGAAUACUUCAUUCUCGUCCACAGAGUUUUCUGAUGACGAGGGUCGGGCCUCAAGGUCACCUGGUCGCAGACUUCCAGCGGCCCCUUUCGAAGAGGACGACAUCAUUCGAACAUUAAAAUCGGAGCUCUCUCAACUUGGAAUUACUUAUGGUAAAGGGAAGCGCUUGUUUAAAUCCUCGUAUAGGCACAAGGUUCCUGAAGGUAUUGGUACCCCCAGUGAUAAGGAGUUGAUUGUGCAACUACAACAGGAAGUGGAAGAGAGCCGGCACCACCUGGAGAUUGAGAGGAGGGACAUCGAGCAGGCCUGUAGGCUAGAGAUCACUAACAUUGAGGCUAGACACGACCAGGAGAAGGCUGAACUCUACCAGCUUAUAGAGAACGAAAAGGAGAGGAUUGCCCAUGAGUUUGACCGACUCCAACAGGAGGCCCUGUCUGAGUUAGCGAGGGAACUGCAAACGACUUUCGCACACGAGAAGGAGGAACUUGUACAGAAACACACCACUGAGAAGAACCAUCUACAGCAAAAACACAAAGAAGAUUUUGAAAACCUCAAGAGGAAAUUCAAGUCUGAACAGAAAGAAGCUCUAGAAAAACAAAAAAAUGAACUGAGAGCAGAGUUCGACCAGGACAAGUUACAACUGGAAGAAGCCCUAGCAGAGAGUGGACCAUUCAUAAAGGGGCUGGAGGAGAAGAUAAAACAACUGGAACAGAAGCAGGUGAAGCAGCAGGAGAACAGCGAGAGGGAGUUGAAGAGGCAGAAAACAGAGAUGGAGGGGAUGCUGACGAGGCACCUACAGAGGGUGGAGGAUGUGGAGAGGCAGAAACACGCGCUGGAGGGGCGAUGGAGGAAGCAGGUCAGCGACACGGAGGUGCAGCAUAGGAGUGAGGUGCUGGAACUGAGAGGAGAAAUUGAUCAACUGAAACUGGCGGUGCGUGAGGCAGACCAAGGGAGGGCGGGGCUGGAGCUUGAGUUGAAGCAGCAGAGGGCGGAGCUAGAAUUGUCAUGGCAACAGGAGAGGCACGAGGUGGGGGACGUGUAUGAGGGGCGUAUACAGGAUCUUGAGGCUCAGUGUGCGCAGGCUGAGAAGCAGCUACAGGCCUUGAUGGCUGGUGAUGUGGACAGAUUGCCUGAUACGCUGCAGGCAAGGCUCACCAGCCUGGUGGAGAGGGAUGUUACAGAGGCCCUCAGUAAGGAGAAGACCCGCAUACAGAAGGAGGUGGAAACACGGCUGAACACUGAAUUUGAAACACGCAACUCUGAACUAAGUCAUGUUCUGGAGCGUGAGAAGGAGGAGCUACAGGAGCAUUAUGAGGCAGAGAUAGGGGCCCUGCGUGGGGAGCUGGAGCGCCUCAAGGGGUCCCUGGUGGUGGAGAGGGAGGCCCUGCAGAGGGGGCACCAGCAGCAAGUUGAGACACUCGAGGGGCAGCUGGCCCAGCAGAUCAGGGAGGAACUGGAGAGCGAGUUUGCUGACCAGUUGGAGGAGCUGCGUGUGGUGUGGGACGAGGAGAAGGCCGGGUUCCAGUCCCAGACUGACCUGCUGCAGCGAGAGAUAGGGGAGCUCCAGGAUGAGCUCGAGUCUGCAAACCAGUCCAAGAGGAGACUGGACGAGGCAAAGAAGGCCAACAGUAGACUGCAGAAAGAGAAGAGACAGUCUGAGAAGUCCCAGCAUGAGUUACGUGCCACCAUGGAGGAGACUUGUGCAGCACUGGAGGGCCGAAUAGCAGAGCUGAAGGCAGAGAAGGAAGGGGCAGUAACUGCAGUCAGAGCCCAGUUCAUGGAGUCCUCAAAACAGAGUGGGAGGGACAAGGCAGGGUAUGAUGCACUGGUGAUGGAGAAGGAAACCCUGGAGAAGAAGGUUGCCUCCCUUUCCCAGGAGCUCUCUCAAAACCAGAGUGCACCUGCCACUGACAGAGAGUUACAGAAACAACUAGAGCUCUUGCAUCAGGAAAAUCAGGAACUUCGUUCUAGAGUUUCUGAUGGCUCUAAAAAUAACAAUUUAGUUCCAGAACAUGCACAGCGUGCCAUCAACGAAUUAACCCGGGAGAAAUCCGAGGUGGAAGAGAAACUGUUUGACCUUGAGACUAGGUACCAUGAGGUAGAGGACAUGGCCAAGAAAUAUACACACCUACAGAAGAAGUAUGAGGAUGUGAGUCGAGAGCGUGACAAGGUGUCUCACCUGGCCAAGACCCUCAAGGAGCAGCUCAACCAGUCCACGUCUGCCCAGCGGGAGGAGCACCAAGAUAAGGGUCAGUUGGCAUCAGUGCUGGAGGAGAAAAAACAGUUAGAGUCACAGCUUCAGAAAAUUAGUGACAAGUUGCUAGAGGCAACGACCAACUUCUCCAUCAGCCAAUCACAGCACAUCCGUGAGCUGCAGCAGUGGAAGGAGCAGUGUAGCAACAUGGUUGACCUUCAGAAGUUCACACGGCUACAGAUAGACCUCGUGGACAACCAGCGCUCACUGCGCGACCUACAGGAGCUCCUGAAAAACAAGGAGGAGAACUCAACCAGUGUCUUCAAAGAGGAGAGUGAGAAGCAUUCUAGUGCUGUGAAGUCCCUGGAGACCCAGAAGGACUCCCUGCAGAGGAAGCUGUCAACCCUGCAGCAGAUACUAGACAGCCAGAUAGACAGGUUCAAACAGCAGUAUGAGGCAAGUGAGAAGCGUAAUGCGCUGGUGGUGGACCUGUACAAGGAGAACGCGGACCUCAUGGACUCGCUGUACCGCAUUGAGGAGCAGAAAAAGGAUGCAGUGUCACGGUGUUACCGUCUUGAGGACCAGUGCAACCACCUCAAGAAGAUGUUAAAGAGAUUAGCCAUUGUUGCUGUUACGUAAUAUUGAGGUCUAGGUCAUAAGAUGUAAAGACUGUCUAAUAUGCACCAUCAAAUUACCUAGCACUAUAGAUGUGAAAAAGCAUCUACCAUCUCUUGUACACUGGCUAACGAAGGAUUGAUGCAAAAUGGAUGAAGAUGUUUGUUGUUUGUUUAUAAUUUGGGAUAAAAUUUUAAUAGAAGUUUUGAUGAAAAAAAAAUCAGUUGUUACGUCGAUUGAGCAAAGAUAAUUUUUUAGUGAUGAAAUAUUAUAAAUACAUUGCAACAAUCAUUUUGCAAAAAGUUAAAUGUAUGAAUGUUAUAAAAUUUGCGUCCAGCAUCCUAAGGCUGUUUCAGCCUAAAAAAUGUGUUCAAAAUGACUUGUUUAGUAUUGUUGUAAUUGAGACAAUGUUCAACUUUAGAAGAGUUUUAAUGCAAAAGAAGAAGAAUGGACUUGGACUUAAUGUCUCGAUAUUUGUGUUCAUUGGAAGGGUGUAUUGUGAUAUUAUUAGUUAGCGUUCUUGCCAUUUACUAUGUAUAGUGCUGUAUUGUAAUCUUUCAUCACCUUGGUCUGAUUGUAUAAAAACAAAUCCAAGUAGAUUAUGCAAUUGCGUUCUUAAUACAUGUUAUUUAUAAUUAUAUAAUGUAAUAUAUUAUGGACGAGUUAGGUUUGUACUUAUUUUACUGGUUUUGAAGAUGUUAAAAAGCUUUCAUGCAUUUACAGGCAUUAUGCUGCAUAAUUAUUGUGUAUGUUAGUCAAUCUUAAAUAUUAUAUUUAUAUAUUAAUAUUAUAAUAUUAAUAACUUAUUAUUAUAAAUAAUAUUAUUGACUAAGUUUUAUUAUUAUGGAUCAAGAAUUGCACUUGUGCUGUGAUGUUUUUAAUUUUUGUGAUAUUUUCAUGCAAUCUUAAUUUGUCAAAUUAAAAAGUAUACAACUG